Molecule: messenger RNA, 5316 nt
Organism: Rangifer tarandus platyrhynchus (Svalbard reindeer)
Lineage: Eukaryota; Metazoa; Chordata; Mammalia; Artiodactyla; Cervidae
Source: the annotation of a GenBank genome assembly
AUGUCAGUUCUAAUAUCACAGAGUGUAAUAAAUUAUGUAGAAGAAGAAAACAUUCCUGCUUUGAAAGCUCUUCUUGAGAAAUGCAAAGAUGUUGAUGAGAGAAAUGAGUGUGGCCAGACUCCAUUGAUGAUAGCUGCUGAACAAGGCAAUCUGGAAAUAGUGAAAGAAUUAAUUAAGAAUGGCGCUAAUUGCAAUCUGGAAGAUUUGGAUAACUGGACAGCGCUUAUAUCAGCCUCAAAAGAAGGGCACCUGCACAUUGUAGAAGAACUGCUCAAGUGUGGGGCUAACUUGGAGCACCGGGAUAUGGGAGGAUGGACGGCUCUUAUGUGGGCAUGUUAUAAAGGCCGUACUGAAGUGGUUGAGCUGCUGCUUUCUCAUGGUGCCAAUCCAAGUGUUACUGGUCUGCAGUACAGUGUCUACCCAAUCAUUUGGGCAGCAGGCAGAGGCCAUGCUGAUAUAGUGCAACUUUUACUGCAAAAUGGUGCCAAGGUCAACUGCUCCGACAAGUAUGGAACCACCCCUUUGGUUUGGGCUGCACGAAAAGGUCAUUUGGAAUGUGUAAAACAUUUAUUGGCCAUGGGAGCUGAUGUUGAUCAAGAAGGAGCUAAUUCAAUGACUGCACUUAUUGUGGCAGUAAAAGGAGGCUACACACAGUCAGUGAAAGAAAUUUUGAAGCGAAAUCCAAAUGUAAAUUUAACAGAUAAGGAUGGAAAUACAGCUUUGAUGAUCGCAUCGAAGGAGGGACAUACAGAAAUUGUACAGGAUCUCCUUGACGCUGGGACAUAUGUGAACAUACCUGAUAGGAGUGGAGAUACUGUCUUAAUUGGUGCUGUCAGAGGUGGUCAUGUGGAAAUUGUUCGAGCACUUCUCCAAAAAUAUGCUGAUAUCGACAUUAGAGGACAGGACAAUAAAACUGCUUUGUAUUGGGCUGUUGAGAAAGGAAAUGCAACAAUGGUGAGAGACAUCUUACAGUGCAAUCCUGACACUGAAAUAUGCACAAAGGAUGGCGAAACACCCCUUAUAAAGGCUACCAAGAUGAGAAACAUAGAAGUGGUGGAGCUGCUGCUGGAUAAAGGAGCCAAAGUGUCUGCCGUCGAUAAGAAAGGAGACACCCCUCUGCACAUUGCUAUUCGUGGGAGGAGUCGGAAACUGGCAGAACUCCUUUUAAGAAACCCCAAAGAUGGACGGUUACUGUAUAGACCCAACAAAGCAGGCGAGACUCCCUACAAUAUUGACUGUAGCCAUCAGAAAAGUAUUUUAACUCAAAUAUUUGGAGCCAGACACUUGUCUCCUACCGAGACAGAUGGUGACAUGCUUGGUUACGAUCUGUACAGCAGUGCCCUGGCAGAUAUUCUCAGUGAGCCUACCAUGCAGCCGCCCAUUUGUGUGGGCCUUUAUGCACAGUGGGGAAGUGGUAAAUCCUUCUUACUCAAGAAACUAGAAGAUGAAAUGAAAACUUUUGCAGGACAACAGAUUGAACCUCUGUUUCAGUUUUCAUGGCUUGUGGUGUUUCUGACCCUGCUGCUUUGUGGAGGGCUUGGUUUAUUGUUUGCUUUUACAGUAGACCCAAAUCUUGGAAUUGCAGUGUCAUUGAGCUUCUUGGCUGUCUUGUAUAUAUUUUUUAUUGUCAUUUACUUUGGUGGACGGAGGGAAGGAGAGAGUUGGAAUUGGGCCUGGGUCCUCAGUACUAGAUUGGCAAGACAUAUCGGCUACUUGGAGCUCCUCCUCAAAUUGAUGUUUGUGAACCCACCUGAGCUGCCAGAACAAACCACUAAAGCUCUGCCUGUGAGGUUUUUGUUUACAGAUUAUAAUAGACUGUCCAGCGUAGGUGGGGAAACUUCAAUGGCUGAAAUGAUCGCCACCCUCUCGGAUGCUUGUGAAAGAGAGUUUGGCUUUUUGGCAACCAGGCUUUUCCGAGUGUUCAAGACUGAAGAUACGCAGGGUAAAAAGAAAUGGAAAAAAACAUGUUGUCUCCCAUCUUUUGUCAUCUUCCUUUUCAUCUUUGGCUGCAUUAUUGCUGGGAUUACUCUUCUGGCUAUAUUCAGAGUUGACCCCAAGCAUAUGACAGUGAAUGCUGUCCUCAUAUCAAUUGCGUCCAUAGUGGGGUUGGCGUUUGUGCUCAACUGUCGAACAUGGUGGCAGGUGCUGGAUUCACUUCUGAAUUCUCAAAGGAAGCGCCUCCAUAAUGCUGCCUCCAAACUGCACAAACUGAAGAGUGAAGGAUUCAUGAAAGUUCUUAAGUGUGAAGUGGAAUUGAUGGCCAGGAUGGCAAAAACCAUUGACAGCUUCACUCAGAAUCAGACAAGGCUGGUGGUUAUCAUUGAUGGAUUAGAUGCCUGUGAGCAGGACAAAGUACUCCAGAUGCUGGACACUGUCCGAGUUCUGUUUUCAAAAGGCCCAUUCAUCGCCAUUUUUGCAAGUGAUCCACAUAUUAUCAUAAAGGCAAUUAAUCAGAACCUCAAUAGUGUGCUUCGUGACUCAAAUAUCAAUGGGCAUGACUAUAUGCGCAAUAUAGUUCAUCUGCCCGUUUUCCUCAACAGUCGGGGACUAAGCAGUGCAAGAAAAUUUCUUGUGUCUUCAACAACUAAUGGAGAUGUUCCAUGCUCGGAUAAUGCAGGGAUGCAGGAAGAUGCUGACAGAAGAGUUUCACAAAACAGCCUUGGAGAGAUGACAAAACUUGGUAGCAAGACGGCCCUUAAUAGACGGGACACUUACCGAAGAAGGCAGAUGCAGCGCACAAUAACCCGGCAGAUGUCCUUUGACCUCACAAAACUGCUGGUUACGGAGGACUGGUUCAGUGACAUAAGUCCGCAGACCAUGAGAAGACUGCUUAACAUUGUUUCUGUGACAGGACGAUUACUGAGAGCCAAUCAGAUAAGCUUCAACUGGGAUAGGCUUGCUAGCUGGAUCAAUCUAACUGAGCAGUGGCCGUACAGAACUUCAUGGCUCAUAUUGUAUUUGGAAGAGACUGAAGGUAUCCCAGAUCAAAUGACAUUAAAAACCAUCUAUGAAAGAAUAUCAAAGAAUAUUCCGACAACUAAAGAUGUUGAGCCACUGCUUGAAAUAGAUGGAGAUAUAAGAAAUUUUGAAGUGUUUUUGUCUUCAAGGACCCCAGUUCUUGUGGCUCGAGAUGUGAAAACCUUUUUGCCAUGCACUGUAAAUUUAGACCCCAAACUGCGGGAGAUUAUUGCAGACGUUCGAGCUGCAAGAGACCAGAUUAAUAUUGGAGGACUUGCAUAUCCUCCAUUACCUCUGCAUGAGCCUCCCCCUCGACCGCCGUCCGGCUACAGUCAGCCGGCGUCCGUCUGCUCUUCUUCCACCUCCUUCAAUGGGCCGUUUGGGGGAGGGGUUGUGUCGCCACAGCCUCAUAGCAGCUACUACAGCGGUAUGACGGGACCCCAGCACCCCUUCUACAACAGGCCAUUCUUUGCCCCCUACCUUUACACGCCAAGGUACUGCCCUGGCGGCUCCCACCAUCUCAUCUCACGUCCAUCAGUAAAAACGAAUUUGCCCAGAGAUCAGAGCAAUGGCCUAGAAGUUAUCAAGGAGGAUGCUGCUGAGGGCCUUUCUUCACCCACAGACUCCUCAAGGGGAUCAGGCCCAGCCUCAGGUGCAGUGCCACUGAAUUCAAUGAACGUGGAUGCGGUUUGUGAGAAACUGAAACAAAUCGAAGGGCUGGACCAGAGCAUGCUGCCUCAGUACUGUGCAACCAUCAAAAAGGCGAACAUAAAUGGCCGUGUGUUGGCUCAGUGUAACAUUGAUGAACUGAAGAAGGAAAUGAAUAUGAAUUUUGGAGACUGGCAUCUUUUUAGAAGCACAAUAUUAGAAAUGCGAAAUGCAGAAAACCAGGUGGUCCCUGAAGACCCACGUUUACUGAGUGAAAACAGCAACUCUGUUCCUCACGGUGAACCUGCUCGUCGCUCUGCGCACAGCGAGCUGCCCCACACCGAGCUCUCCAGUCAGGCUCCCUACACCCUGAACUUCAGCUUUGAAGAGCUGAACACGCUUGGCCUGGACGAAGGGGCUCCUCGCCACAGCAACCUAAGUUGGCAGUCACAAACUCGCAGAACCCCAAGUCUUUCCAGUCUCACUUCCCAGGAUUCCAGUAUUGAAAUUUCAAAGCUUACUGAUAAGGUGCAGGCCGAGUAUAGAGACGCUUAUAGAGAGUACAUUGCUCAGAUGUCUCAGUUAGAAGGGGGCACAGGUUCCACAACCAUGAGUGGCAGGUCUUCUCCACACAGCACAUAUUACAUGGGUCAGAGUUCAUCCGGGGGUUCCAUUCACUCUAGUCUAGAACCCGAGAAGGGGAAGGAUAGUGAACCAAAGCAAGAUGAUACACGGAAGUCAUUUCUGAUGAAGAGGGGAGAUGUUAUAGAUUAUUCCUCAUCAGGAGUUUCCACCAAUGAUGCCUCACCCCUGGAUCCUAUUACCGAAGAAGAUGAAAAAUCCGAUCAGUCAGGCAGUAAGCUUCUCCCAGGCAAGAAGUCCUCAGAAAGGUCAAGUCUCUUCCAGACAGACCUGAAGCUGAAGGGAGGUGGGCUGCGCUAUCAGAAACUCCCGAGUGAUGAAGACGAGUCCGGGACAGAAGAGUCAGACAACACUCCGCUGCUCAAAGACGACAAAGACAAGAAAGCUGAAGGGAAAGCAGAGAGAGCGUUGAAGUCUCCAGAGCACAGCACAGAGCCCAUCCGAACCUUCAUCAAGGCCAAAGAGUACUUGUCAGAUGCCCUCCUUGACAAAAAGGACUCCUCUGACUCGGGAGUGAGGUCCAAUGAGAGCUCGCCCAACCACUCCCUUCACAACGAGGCGGCGGAUGACUCCCAGCUUGAAAAGGCCAACCUCAUAGAGCUUGAAGACGACCCCCACAGCGGGAGACGGGGAGUCCCGCACAGCCUGAGUGGCCUGCCAGAUCCCCUCGUAGCCCGGAUGUCCAUUUGCUCUGAGGACAAGAAGAGCCCUUCCGAAUGCAGCUUGAUAGCCAGCAGCCCCGAGGAAAACUGGCCAGCAUGCCACAAAGCCUAUAACCUGAAUCGCACCCCCAGCACUGUGACCCUAAACAACAACAGUGCCCCAGCUAACAGAGCCAACCAGAAUUCCGAUGAGACAGAGGGGCUGAGGGAGAUGCCCCAAGUCCUCCUGAGGUCAGGCUCCAGUUCCCACUCCACCGCUCUGCAGAAUGAGAACCUGAAGAGUAUGGCGCACAAGCGAGGCCAGCGUUCGAGCUACACGAGGCUCUCAAAGGACUCUUCGGAGCUCCAUGCAGUAGCCGCCUCUGAUAGCACAGGCUUUGGAGAAGAAAGAGAGAGCAUUCUUUAA